This is a messenger RNA of Didymosphaeria variabile, 660 nucleotides long. RefSeq lists its product as uncharacterized. Lineage: Eukaryota; Fungi; Ascomycota; Dothideomycetes; Pleosporales; Didymosphaeriaceae. Gene Ontology annotation, biological process: dihydrofolate metabolic process; folic acid metabolic process; tetrahydrofolate biosynthetic process. The record is from RefSeq and is a predicted model, not a curated record. The transcript has a single exon. Gene Ontology annotation, molecular function: dihydrofolate reductase activity; NADP binding. Gene Ontology annotation, cellular component: mitochondrion. The coding region runs from base 1 to 660 and encodes 219 amino acids.
AUGCCGACCCCGCAACCUCUCUCCCUCACGCUCAUCCUCGCCGCAACUCCCUCCCUCGGCAUCGGCCGUGCAGGCACUCUCCCCUGGCCGCAGCUGCGCAAGGAAAUGGGCUAUUUUAAGCGUGUGACAUCGCGCGUGCCCUCUUCUGCUUCCCCUAGCACCUCCGCGAGAAGAAAGUGCAACGCCGUGGUCAUGGGCAGGAAGACGUGGGAUUCAAUUCCUCCGAAAUUCAGACCGCUCGACGGACGGGUGAAUGUUGUCGUUACGAGGACCCCGGAGGCUUUUGUCGCGCAACAAGGCGAUGAGGGGAGGGAUGGAGUGGAGGCCGCGGGCAGUGUGGGCGCGGCUUUGGAGCGGUUGCAGAAUUAUAACUCCCAGCCUGGCGAGGAGGGGCUGGAAAUUGAAAGAGUAUUCGUGAUUGGUGGCGCAACGAUAUAUAAUGCAGCGCUUCAGCUACCGCAGGCGGAUCGCGUGUUGCUUACGAAGAUUGAAAAGGAUUUUGAGUGUGACACUUUCUUUUCGGUGGAUCUGGACAGGAGUGGGGAAUGGAAGAGGAGUACGAAGGAGGAGUUGGAGGACUGGACGGGAGAGAAGACGGAGCCUGUUGAGGAGAAGGGGGUAAGAUUUGAGUUUGGGAUGUAUGAGAGGGUGACACGGUGA